Messenger RNA from Benincasa hispida (wax gourd), 4547 nucleotides. The record is from RefSeq and is a predicted model, not a curated record. NCBI's taxonomy places the organism in Eukaryota, Viridiplantae, Streptophyta, Magnoliopsida, Cucurbitales, Cucurbitaceae.
GCUAGUUUCUGCUUUCAUCCAGUUGGGGAAGGAUUUGAAUAUAAAUGAAGAAGACGUAGAGUUUACGAUGUAAGUACUUAUUCCCAAAACCAAAACUCUUCCAUUCCAGUCUGUAGAGAGCGAAAAAGCGCGCCAAAGCUAUGGCCACUAUGUUUGUAUACAUGCCAAUGCGAUCGCGUGUAUGAGAAGAAGCAACAACUGAUUUUGUUCUGCAAAUUUCAUGGGGAAACAGAAGCAACAAGUGAUUUCUCGAUUCUUUGCUCCAAAACCCAAGUCCCCAUCUCUUUCUUCUUCUUCCUCCUCCUCCGCCGCCGCCUUAACUCAGCCGACCCAACCGUUAUCACCUCCUAAGAUAUCAGCCACAGUCACUUUCUCCCCUUCCAAACGCCUCAUUUCUUCUGCACUUGCUUCUCAGUUAACACCACCCAAAUCCUCUAAACGCCCCAAACUCUCUCCUCAUACCCACAACCUGCUGCCUUCCGUCCCCAAUCCCUCACUUCACAGAAGGUUCCUCGACAAGUUCCUUGAACCCACCGAUGACUCUUUCGAACCUUCUAAUCAAAACCCCAGAACCUCGAAUGACGUUGAUCCCAAAUACACCCCUUUGGAGCUACAGGUUGUGGACCUUAAGAAGAGGUACCCUGAUGUUCUUCUCAUGGUGGAGGUUGGUUACAGGUACAGAUUUUUUGGCCAAGAUGCUGAAAUAGCGGCUCGUGUUUUGGGUAUUUAUGCUCAUUUAGAUCGUAAUUUUAUGACUGCGAGUAUACCCACGUUUAGAUUGAAUGUGCAUGUGAGGAGGCUGGUUAGUGCAGGGUAUAAGGUGGGUGUUAUCAAACAAACCGAAACCGCUGCGAUUAAGGCUCAUGGGUCGAAUAAGUUAGGCCCCUUUUGUAGGGGAUUAUCAGCUUUGUAUACUAAAGCAACAUUGGAGGCAGCCCAGAAUUUAGGGGGAGCUGAAGAAGGAUGUGGUGGAGAGAGUAAUUACUUGUUCUGUGUGGUUGAAAAUAGUAUGUUGGUGGGUAAUUUGGAAUGUAGAAUCGAAAAUGGGGUUGAUGUGAAAAUUGGGACGGUUGCCAUGGAGAUAUCAACUGGGGAUGUUAUUUAUAGGGAAUAUGAUGAUAACUUUAUGAGAAGUGGGCUUGAGGCAAUGCUCUUGAGCUUGUCUCCUGCCGAGUUACUUCUUGGGGAUCCCAUAUCAAAGCCAACAGAGAAGUUAUUACUAGGUUAUGCUGGACCUGCUUCAAAUGUCCGUGUGGAGCAUGUUUCACGAGAUUGCUUUAAAGAUGGCAGUGCACUUGCUGAAGUGGUGUCUUUAUAUGAAAACAUUGACCAAGAUAACUUAGCUGAACAUCACAACCCUGAUUCAGUGUUGGUUGGACAAAAAAGUGAUCGCACAGCAAUUAAGGAAAUAGUAAACAUGCCAAAUUUAGCUCUUCAAGCCUUGGCCUUAACCAUUCGUCACUUAAAGAAAUUUGGUUUAGAAAGGAUUGUGUCUUUGGGAUCUUCUUUUAGGCCAUUCUCAUGCAAAAUGGAGAUGACCCUUUCAGGCAAUACACUUACACAGCUCGAGGUUUUGAAGAAUAAUGAUGACGGUUCUCAAACUGGAUCUUUAUUACAGUGCAUGAAUCAUACCCUUACAAUAUUUGGUUCAAGGCUUCUUCGCCAAUGGAUAACACAUCCUUUAUGUGAUAGAGACAUGAUAAUCGCUCGUCAAGAGGCUGUGUCCGAGAUUGCUGCAUCUAUGGUAUCUUCUAAAGUAACUCAAAAUAACAGAGUGUUGGAUGAAGAAGAUUCUGAUGUAAUGGUCAUUGAACCUGAAUUGAAUUAUUUACUUUCAUUGGUGUUGACAACCUUGGGAAGGGCACCAGAUAUUCAGCGUGGAAUAACCAGAAUCUUUCACCGAACAGCAGCCCCAUCAGAGUUCAUUGCAGUUAUUCAAGCUAUUUUAUUUGCGGGAAAACAGCUUCAGCAGUUUCACAUCGAUGAAGGGGAUGACAAUUAUUCCAGUGAAAGUAUGAUUGACUCCAAGCUCCUAAGAAAGAUGAUUUUAUCCGCUUCUUCCUCUGGUUUAAUAAAUAUUGCUGCAAAGCUUUUGUCAAUGAUCAGCAAAGAAGCUGCAGAUCAAGGAGACUUUCCUAACCUAAUGAUCAUCUAUGGUGACCAAUUUCCAAAGGUUGCUAGAGCUCGGAAGAAGUCUCAAUCUGUAAGAGAUAAAUUGGAUUCUCUGAUCACCUUAUACCGCAAGCACCUUGGAAUGCGGAAGUUGGAGUUCACUAGUGUGUCUGGAAAUACGCAUUUGAUUGAGUUAGCCUCGGAUGUAAAGGUGCCUUCAAAUUGGGUUAAGGUCAAUAGUACCAAGAAAACCAUAAGGUAUCACCCACCUGAAGUAUUGGCUGCGUUAGACGAGCUCUCUCUGGCAAAUGAGGAGCUCAUGGUGGCAUCUCGUGAUGCUUGGGAUAGCUUUCUAAGUGGAUUCAGCAGAUAUUAUGCAGAGUUUCAAGCUGCUGUUCAAGCACUGGCUUCCAUCGACUGUCUGUAUUCGUUAGCAAUUCUCUCAAGAAAUAAGAACUAUGCUCGCCCAGAGUUUGUACAUGAUGAUGAACCUGCACAGAUACUUAUAUGCUCUGGACGCCAUCCGGUUUUGGAAGGUACAUUACAAGGCAAUUUUGUCCCGAACGACACAAAUUUGGAUGUGAAUGGAGAGCAUUGUCAAAUUGUAACAGGGCCAAACAUGGGGGGCAAAAGUUGCUACAUUCGACAAGUUGCUCUCAUUGCUCUAAUGGCUCAGGUCGGUUCCUUUGUACCGGCAUUCUCUGCAAAACUUCAUGUCCUGGACGGUAUAUACACUCGAAUGGGUGCUUCUGACAGUAUUCAACAAGGUAGAAGCACCUUUUUAGAAGAAAUGACUGAGACUUCACAUAUACUCCAUCAUUCCACAUCACGUUCCUUGGUCAUAAUUGACGAACUUGGGAGAGGUACAAGCACCCACGAUGGUGUGGCCAUUGCGUAUGCAGCUUUGCAUGAUCUUCUCCAGCAGAAGAAAUGUUUGGUCCUCUUUGUCACCCACUAUCCUAAAGUUGCUGAGAUUGAAAAGGAAUUCCCAGCAUCUGUGGGUGUAUACCAUGUCUCAUAUCUUACUUCACACAAAAAUCCAAGCUUGUCAGGCCCAAAAUCAACCGAGGAGGAUGUGACUUACCUAUAUAAGCUCGUUCCUGGUGUUGCAAAGAGUAGUUUUGGUUUCAAGGUUGCACAACUUGCAGAGAUACCUUUAUCAUGUAUUGCACGGGCCACAGAAAUGGGGGUCUGGUUAGAAGAAAUGGUAACAAGAAGAGCAAAACGUAAAUCCAAAGAACAGCAUUUGCAAGAAGCAUCAGCCAAGGGGUUGGAAUGGGAAAGCUUCCAGUGCUUCCUCGAAGAUGUCGCCAUGUCAGAAGAGAGAAUUGAUGAUUAUGAGGAAUUCUUUCUGUUCUUGAAAGCUACAAUAUGUUCUGCUGAUGAUAUGGGAAAAAUGUGCCAUCAAAUUUACCAAGCUAGAAACAUGGCCAUGAACUUGUUAGGAAGGUGAUAGAGAUUACUCAUCUUGGAGUGGAUAAUCAAUGAGUUUUUUUGGGUGAUCAGUGAGGAGGAAAACCCCUCGAGCUGAGUGUACAAAGGGCAUUAGUUCAGUUUGAUUUCUGUUAGUGGUUUUCAUUCUUUCUUUUCUUUUCUUUUGUGAAAGGGCCAUCGUGUACAGAAAUCCAUCUAGUUUUGUAAGAUCACAAACAGCCCAUUUUGUUGGAGGAAAUGAUGAAUUAGAUUCAUUCAUGAAAGCCAGAUUCUAAAUCCUAUGCCUUCUGUCAGAAAAGCUCUCAUUGCAAUAUAGAUAUGCAACUUCUAUUGCAACAGACAUGGUACAUUAUUGGCCUUCCAGUGGAAGUCAUUUACCCUUUAAAGUAGCUAAGAAAGAUCUCAACUCUCUUGCCUUUCUCUCAUGUUCAGGUGACUGAUCAGUUUCUGUAUCACUCAAAUCAAUUACAUCAACCUUUUGACUAUUUUUCUGUUGAAAUUUUGAAACCUUACGGGUUUGCAUUGCAGGUGAAGGGCUUAAGAGAUUUAUGACCUCAAUCCUCUAUGUGCUACAGCUACGAGCAUGAUCAACAACGAUAGGCUCAACAUCAAGAAAAAGCUCUUGGUUCCGUUCAUCAAGACCAGUAUCAGAAGUCUUUGAACUAUUGGAACCUGGGAGAGAUUAUGAACUGUCGUGCUUUCAGAUUCGAUUUCAAGCAACAGAGUCUUUUAUCAAUUUCAACCACAGCAGCCUCCAACUUUUUUGUUUUAGUUUUGCGCUUAUUUUGUUUUCUGCCUUCAGCUCUUUGCUCAAAUUCUAAAAUCAUCUUGGAAUAGGCACUGUAGAACAUAUAAAAAGAAACAAGGUGAGAAAUAAUAGUCUUAGCUUAGUGGUAGUUAAACAUUUUAGUCAACCAACUAGAUAUUUUAAUGUUAUGGAAGAAACUGAGAUGCUAAAAUAUAAGCAGUAUACUUGUAAAUAACAGAAUCAUUUCAGUAAA